Lagenorhynchus albirostris (white-beaked dolphin) is the source of this 3247-nucleotide messenger RNA. RefSeq names its product multiple inositol-polyphosphate phosphatase 1 (gene MINPP1). Bases 22 to 1482 code for a protein of 486 amino acids. The transcript is spliced from 5 exons. Lineage: Eukaryota; Metazoa; Chordata; Mammalia; Artiodactyla; Delphinidae. Gene Ontology annotation, molecular function: inositol phosphate phosphatase activity; acid phosphatase activity. The record is from RefSeq and is a predicted model, not a curated record.
CUCCGCGGGCCGCAGUGCAUCAUGCUCCGUGACCCUUGCCGCCUCUUCAGGGUUUCCGUGGCACCCGUCGCGGCCCUGGCUGUGGCGCUGGUCUCGUCGCUCUCUCGCUGCUCCCUCCUGGAGCCAGAGAACUGCGUGGUCUCGCCGCUCAGCCCCUACUUCGGCACCAAGACUCGCUACGAGGAUGCCAACCCCGGGCUGCUGCCGGACCCCGAGGCGCCACGGCGGGACCCACAACUGCUGGAGGAGACCUGCACCCCGGUACAGCUGGUCGCCCUCAUCCGCCACGGCACCCGCUACCCGACCACCAAACAGAUCCGCAAGCUGCGGCAGCUGCACGGACUGCUGCAGGCCCGCGGGCCCGGGGAUGACCGGAUCCGCGCUGCCGGCGGCGGCGACCUGGGCGCUGUGCUGGCCAACUGGCCGCUGUGGUACGCGGACUGGAUGGACGGGCAGCUGGUGGAGAAGGGGCGGCAGGACAUGCGACAGCUGGCCCUGCGCCUGGCCUCCCUUUUCCCGGUCCUCUUCAGCCGAGAAAACUGCGGCCGCCUGCAGCUAGUCACCAGCUCCAAGCACCGCUGCAUGGACAGCGGCGCCGCCUUCCUGCAGGGACUGUGGCAGCACUACCACCCUGGGUUACCGCCGCCCGACGUCGCAGACAUGGAGUGUGGACCUCCAAGAAUUAAUGAUAAAUUAAUGAGGUUCUUUGAUCAUUGUGAGAAGUUUUUAACUCAAGUGGAAAGGAAUGCUACGGCUCUUUAUCAUGUAGAAGCCUUCAAAACUGGACCAGAAAUGCAGAACAUUUUAAAAAAAGUUGCAGGUAUUUUGCAAGUGCCAGUCAACAACUUAAAUGCAGAUUUAAUUCAGGUAGCUUUUUUCACCUGUUCAUUUGACCUGGCAAUUAAAGGUGUUAAAUCUCCUUGGUGUGAUGUUUUUGACAUAGAUGAUGCAAAGGUUUUAGAAUACUUAAAUGAUCUGAAACAAUAUUGGAAAAGAGGAUAUGGGUAUACGAUUAAUAGUCAAUCCAGCUGCACCCUGUUUCAGGAUAUCUUUCAGCACUUGGACAAAGCAGUUGAACAGAAACAAAGUUCUCAACCAGUUUCCUCUCCAGUCAUCCUUCAGUUUGGUCAUGCAGAGACCCUUCUUCCACUGCUUUCUCUCAUGGGCUACUUCAAAGACAAGGAGCCCCUAACAGCUUACAAUUACAAGGAGCAAAUGCAUCGGAAGUUCCGAAGUGGUCACAUUGUACCCUAUGCCUCAAACCUAAUAUUUGUGCUUUACCAUUGUAAAAAUGCUAAGACUCCUAAGGAAGAAUUCCAAGUGCAGAUGUUACUGAAUGAAAAGGUGUUACCAUUGGCUCACUCCCAAGAAACUGUUUCUUUGUAUGAAGAUCUGAAGAACCACUACAAGGACAUCCUUCAGAGUUGUCACACCAGUGAAGAAUGUGAACUACCAAAGGUGAACACAUCUGAUGAGCUAUGAGUAACUGGAAAACAUUUUUAAUUCAUCAGAAAUCUCCAGGGAGUGAUCCCAUGCUUGGAAUAGGUGGGCAGUCCCUGGCUACAGCAAGCUUUAACAUUACUUGGGUAUUUCUGUCUUUUCAAAGAAAAACGUUUCUUUUUGAGUCUGGACAUGGAUGUGUAAGAAAUGAUUCUUCACUGGAGCAGCUCUCUUAAAGGAAAAAGAUCUAUUCAAAAAGAUAACUGGCACCACAAACAUUUACAGAAGUUAAAUAUUUAUGUACGAAAACUCACACUAAGAUAGAAUGUGAUUUCAGGAUGAUACUUGAAAGUUGGAGUAACAAAAUAUUAUGUCAGUUGGACAAUCCAUAACUUGAUUGGACUAAGUCUAGGAACUUUGCCAGUUGUGCUGCAGUUCUUUCUCUUUUCCUCAGGUAGCACAGUUCUGGUAUCAUCUUUCUUAAUCAGAACUAUUAUGAUUCACUGGGAGUAUCGCUUUGAAAGAAAGCUAACAUCUCUCUAGUUGAGAAUUCGAAAUGAUAUUAAUAAGCAGAGUCUGAUUUAAAAGAACACCUUCACUGAAGGAAGACAAAAAUAUAAUAAAUAUCUUUGCUAGUAGUAUUUAUAAAGUAUUUGAACACUGUUUCAAUAAUUCCUUUUAACCUCCUAGUAAGUCUUGCAAAGCCAUUCUUUAAUUAUUAUCAUUCCUGUUUCACAUAUGUAACAGUGGAAGAACAAAGAGGACCAUUAGCAACAAGACAGAAGAAUAGAAUCAAAGUUUCUUAAAUCUAUUGCUUAGCAUUUUUUUAAAAAAUUUUGUCAUUUUUGCUUGUAUUUUUAUAUUUUACUAUUAUGUGAAAUAUAUCUUUUGAUGGUUUAAUUUCCUUUUUGUUCAUUUCUGUAAAGAAAGACUUCCUACUGGUGGGCUUAGUUUCACAGAUAUGAACCCAUUUCAAAGAAAUGGUUCUGAGUUCUGUCAAAUGCCAGGAAAAUGUUUGCUAUAAUAAUAAACAAUUCCUGUGACUUUACUACCAGGUCUUUUCUACUCUCCGUAUUGAUACACAAUCAGUAACUGAUGGUAACAGGCUAGCAUUUCAAGCAGCUUUGACUAAAUCAGGCAGUAUAAGGAAAUUUUUUUCUAAUAAAAGUUUCCUCAGAUUUUCACUUAUUAGAGAAAAAUUGAAAUCUGUUUUAUUAAAAAUCUAAAUAAAAAGUGAUACAACUAUAUAUUGAAGGUAUAAAAGAAGAUGCAUAGAUCAUUGGUCUGUAGAUCAUUGAUCUUCAAAUGAAUGAUAUUCAUAAAAUAGAUGAUUAGCUGAUAAAUACUACUGAUACAUCAAUACACUGCUGAUUGUUCCUGCAAAGGUCUGGUAUUAAUCUUUUUCUUUUUUUAAAUUUGUAAUUAGGCAGACAAGAAGAGAACAGUAUAAUGAGCAUUCAUGCCCAUCAUACUGUUUUAUCAAAAUUAACAUUAUAUCAUUCGGUUUAGAUCCAAAUAAGAAGAAUUGAGGACUUUUGUAUGCCUCCCUGGUGCUUUUGCCCUCGCUCCCUUCUUAGAGGUAGCCACCAACAUGAAGUUCAGUAUUUACCACUCCAUUGCAUGCUUGACUCUGAAAACUUGUAGUAUUGUUGUGGGAAUUUAAAAUUUUCUGUGAAUGGACUUAUACUGUGCGUAUCAUUCUUGAAUAAUUGAUUUCUUUUAAUUGCUAUAUUUGUUCUUCAAAACUUCUUGAUCCUGAUCAUUUGUCUUAAAUUAACACCAUCAGUUCAUCAAUACCUAUUGUGUA